GGUUUCUCGAAAUUAUCCAAUCAAACUUCAAAACGUAUUCUUUUCGAGGCUAAUGCUGACCUACAUCUUCCUGAGCAAGCGCCUGGCAUGAAAACAAAACACACGAGGAAACAGUUUUUGCCAACAUUUUUUUUCACGAAUCUUAAAAAUGAGAGAGGGAUAAAGAGUUACGUCAUCUUGAUUUCUUACAUCCAGCCUCAUCAAUCAUUGUCGACCAAUGUGUUGGAAAAUGAGUUAAUGUUUAUUUUCAGAAAUGAUUCAAAAGGCCCUUGUUAUUGAUUAAAGUAGCACAUGUUGCACAUGAAGUGCUAUAUAUAUAUACGAGCUAUGCACGUGUAUGAUUUAGACAGCGUGGAGUCAUUAUGAUACAGACGACAUGGAUUGCACUUGUCCUGGGAGUUUGGUCGUCCCUGUAUUUACUGGACGCAUUUCUCAAGUCGCACAAAUCCUGGAGCAGACAUUAUAUCCACUUUUUGGAUAGGACUGGUCUGGCCAUCUCCAUCUGUCAGCUACGAUGGUAUUCCACAUUCCUCAAUCGCACAUUUCUGCGUAUCGGCCAGUGGCGCCCCAAUUUUCUGAAGGUAUGGUUUACCUGUGGUGUGGUGUUUGGACUCUUGGCCAUGUUGCUGUCCACGUUCCUGCUAACUUUACUUGUAAUCAACACCUUCCGGAAGCAGCCUGUGGAGCAACAAAUUCUCACCCCUGUUAUGCCAGGGAUAAACUUACCAGCCAGCCAGGUAUCUUACUACCUGCUAACACUGUUAGUGUGUGGCAUUCUACAUGAGGUGGGGCAUGCUGUGGCAGCCGUCAGGGAGCAGGUACGUGUGAACGGCUUUGGCUUGUUCCUGCUCAUCCUAUACCCUGGUGCCUACGUCGAUUUGUAUACUGACCAUCUACAGGUUGUCUCCCCCAUACGACAGCUCAGGAUCUACUGUGCAGGGGUUUGGCACAAUUUUGUCAUAGUGAUAUUUUCUGUGAUUAUGUUGGUCCUCCUGCCUUACCUCUGGGUACCUCUGUACACUGCAGGAAAUGCUGUGGCCGUCACCUAUGUUACCGAGAAUUCAGCUGUGUCUGGUCCACGUGGUCUCAGCGUAGGGGACCCCAUCACCAGUGUCAGUGGCUGUCAUGUGCGUAACCUUGACGACUGGACCAGCUGCAUCAGUUUUAGCAUGAGGGAGUCUUCACUUGGACACUGUAUGGCGAUCGACCUUGUGAAAAGUCUCGACACCAAAGAUCGAAAUUUAUCCAUAUCUGGCAAGUCAGAAGCUUUAGACUGUUGUAAUAGCACCAGCAAUACUCACCUGUGUUUUAGAUUCCAUGUCAAAACCUCCCCAGAAAAUUCGCCUGUGGAGCAGAAAUUUGCAUGCUUACCUGCACGAUCAACAACAGAUCGACCAAUGUGUAAGUUCCAGAGUGACUGCUACAUCCCCAAUGUGGAUAUGGUAUGUGUUUACCCAUCUGUAGACAACGACACUCGGCUGCUUCAGGUACACCAUGGCAGGAAACCUCCCCUCCUCUUCCUUGGUCAUCCCCUUGACCUGCACUACUCAGUGAGUCUGUCAAAUUUUGUACCAAGAUUUUCAUUUGUGCCUGUUGGAUUUCCUGACAUGGUGGAAACUUUCAGCAAAUAUCUGAUAUCACUGUCCGGAGCGCUGGUCAUCCUCAAUGUGGUGCCGUGUUACGCCCUGGACGGUCAGUGGAUCUGUAGUGCCUUUAUAGAACUGAGUCUACGCUCCACCAUCCCCGACAGGGACACACGAGGCAUCAUCUUCACUGUGAUACUGCUCUACGGUACAGGGCUUCUCUUCGUCAAUGUUGUCAUCGCCAUGUGGACACUGUUCUCCUAACACUGGCUGUACGGCCCAAUCACACAGCAGAACACUAUAGUCAUCGUUGUGAUCAUUGAUCUAACAUCAAGUUAUCACCAUCUGGAAACUUCUCCCAACACUGGCUGCAGCGGCCCAUCACACAGCAGACACUCUAAAAUCAUCGUUGUGAUCAUUGAUCUACACUCAGUCAUCACCAUCAGGACACUGUCAAAUGGCCACUGUUCUUCAUCGGCAGCGACUAUGCUGUUGGUCUACAGUAACGAUGUAUUGUGAUAUUUGCUUUGAUGCAGAAGUUGUGAACUGAACACGGGUCAGGUGCCCCACGACCCACACUAGAGUUAUGGCCCUUUGUUUAUAUUUCGAUAUCUAAGAUUGUCCAGAGCAUGACUUCCUUGGUAUGUCAUCUACAUUCACCUAACUCACUUUACUUACUUGCUGUCUAUUAUGUGAAGACUGAGUGCUGCACACUGAAACCAGGUCCCAUACUCACGUUCUGUACAGAGUUAUGGCCCUUCGUAAUUAUUUGAUACCGAAGGAUGCGAGUUGCACAUUAAUUUCACAUUUCAUGCAUACAGUUAACCUGUUAUUUUAUUACAUAUUUUCGUACCAAUCAAUUCUAUUGUUUAGUAAUAUAUAUUACUUCAGAAUUUAGUCAUUUAAUCCCAAAUAUUCACUCAGAGCUUGCAGUAAUAAUAAGUUUGUGAAAACUUUACCAGAAUAAUUUGGAUUAACUGUCUCACCUUUGAUUUUGUACAUUUCUUUUAAGACCACCAUACAUUUUUUUCUUUUUUUUGUCAUCUUUUUGGAGAGGUUUUUUAUGUUUAUAAAAGCACAUUCUACAAAUUAGCAAAACAGAAAAUCAUUUUUGAAGUUGUAUAUAGUUUCAUAGAUAUACAUCAACCAGAAUGUACCUCCAUGACAGGAUGAGAUAGGAGAGCGAGUGCUGUCUGUUGUGAUGUAUGAUAAUCUACUGUGUGAACACUGUGUUGCAUUAUAUUUUAAUUAGUUGUAAAAGAUAUGGUUAAAUGUUUGCAAUAUAUGUAGCUAGAAAUGUGUAGCAUUUAUCUCAUAACAACCAUAGGACUCAUUACUCGAAAACUGAUGGGCUUUUUUCAUGAUGAUUUCAUUUCAAAGUUUGCAAUAACAUCACGGGGCAUGAUGUUGCGUCUUAUUUCAAAUUUUAUCUCAGAGAAGUCAAACAUACAUUUAAUAUAGGUUAGGAGAAAUCCUGGAUAUUGUAACAUAAAAAAGUAAUGUGAUCUGUGGUAAAUGGAACAGUCAAUCUUGUGAGUUUAGUCAUGAAUAUAAUCUACUUGCUGAGGGCUUAUUCUUGAGAAUUAAUUCUAUGGGAUACAAAUUUGAAUCAUCCUUUAUUGGACAUGCUCUAUUUAUAGUGGGGAGCAGAGAGACUUAUCAUGGAUUAUCUAUGAGUGUAGGGGUCCAAGCAAUUGUUAGAAUUUGUAUAGUGAAGCAGGUAAACCGAUAUUGUUUGUGGAUAAAUAACAGAAAGUGCCUCCCUAUGCCCCACUUUGAAAUAUAUUUAUUUCUUGAAUAGCUCUGUAUAAACAUGACACUCGACAUAUACAAAACAUGACACUCAGCAUAUACAAAACAUGACACUCAGUAUAUAUAAAACAUGACACUCGACAUAUAUAAAACAUGACACUCAGCAUAUAUAAAAUAUGA
Mizuhopecten yessoensis (Yesso scallop) is the source of this 3515-nucleotide messenger RNA. RefSeq names its product membrane-bound transcription factor site-2 protease-like. Gene Ontology annotation, cellular component: membrane; cytoplasm. The coding region runs from base 363 to 1847 and encodes 494 amino acids. Gene Ontology annotation, biological process: regulation of response to endoplasmic reticulum stress; membrane protein intracellular domain proteolysis. The record is from RefSeq and is a predicted model, not a curated record. The transcript is spliced from 10 exons. Gene Ontology annotation, molecular function: metalloendopeptidase activity. Lineage: Eukaryota; Metazoa; Mollusca; Bivalvia; Pectinida; Pectinidae.